This is a messenger RNA of Dendroctonus ponderosae (mountain pine beetle), 3487 nucleotides long. Its product is annotated as H/ACA ribonucleoprotein complex non-core subunit NAF1. The transcript has 8 exons. Gene Ontology annotation, biological process: pseudouridine synthesis; ribosome biogenesis; box H/ACA snoRNP assembly. Gene Ontology annotation, cellular component: sno(s)RNA-containing ribonucleoprotein complex. The record is from RefSeq and is a predicted model, not a curated record. The coding region runs from base 274 to 1968 and encodes 564 amino acids. NCBI's taxonomy places the organism in Eukaryota, Metazoa, Arthropoda, Insecta, Coleoptera, Curculionidae. Gene Ontology annotation, molecular function: RNA binding.
UUAAGCAAAGUCAACAGUCAACUAAUUUCAAAAUGGACGUUCGCUAAACAUGCAUGUUGAGUUUGUAUAGAAUAUUACCGGCUUCUCGUGUUUUAUCGUAUUUUUAUGUUUAAUUCGCACAUAGAUGAGUAGAUAACAGUAUAGGGCUCGCAAAUACAUCCAGUUAUCGUGCUGUCAUUAGUACGUUCGCCCGGAAUUGAACAAAUAUUCAACUAAGAAGCGCCAAGGCCAAGGUUUGCUAGAAGAUUCAUUAAUUCGAACUAGAGUACCAUUAUGGAUCAGACUAAUGAACAUUCUGAAGCUUUAUCGGAGCAAAACAGCUCGACGGACGGCCAGCAAUUGAGUAAUGAGCAGCGUCAAUUAGAGGUUAAUAAAACCUCAUGUACUUCGGCCCUAGAAGUAAAAGAUGACAUUAAGAUUGCAGACGAUGAAUGUGAAAUGAAUUAUUCACUUAAUCAAUGUGCUUUAAAUGAAAAUGCAUGCGGAUUUGAAACAGCUGCAUCACUAGGGUUAACUAAGCAAAAAGUAACAAAGUCGAAUAUAAUAGGAGAUGAACAAAAGACUGAAGGCUCCCAACAAUUAGAAAAUCCCGAUCAAGUUGUGAUUAACAGGAAAUCAGAAGCUUUGCACGGACUAACAGCGUAUGGGGGUGCCAGCGAUAGUGAUGGCAGUGACGUAGACAUUAGCAGCAAAGAUGGGAAUGAGCUCAGCCCUGACAAUAAUAAAACAAAGUCUGAACAAGCUUGGAGAAAUAAUGAGAAAGAAGAUGACUCUGAUACAUGUGAUUCUGAUAGUGACUCAACUAACAGCACGUUAUCCUCAGACUCUGAGAGUGAUAGCGAUAGUGAAAGCGAUUAUGGUGAUGAAAAGCUUAAUAGUUCUUGUAUAGAAAAGGCGACAAUCGAAAUCGCUUCCAGGAAUGAAAUCAAGACAGUUUCCCUUGUUGGUGAUACAGGUGCUGUUAAAAGGACCAACAAACAAGCUGCAACUGAAGAAUUUUUCCCUCCCAUUCCUGAUUUGUCUAAAAUAAAUAUAAAUGAGGAGGAGGAAUUUAUACAUCUUGGAGAAUUGCAAGCGAUUGUUGGAACUUUAGUUACUAUUGAAUCGAUUCCUGAUAGGCCUGCUUUUGAUUUGGACUCGAUGUUGUUCAUUGGUGAUAGUCAAAAAAGGCCACUUGGUCCAAUAUUCGAUGUCUUGGGACCCGUACUUCAACCCAUUUACUGUGUUCGUUUCAAUACUGAAGAUGAAAUAAAAGCAUGCGGAAUUAUGCCUGGAAUCAAAGUUUAUGCCGCACCGAAGAGUGAUGAAUUUAGCAAGUUUGUGUUUCUUACGGACCUUUUGAAAAUAAAAGGCACGGAUGCCUCUGGGUGUUAUGAUCAAGAGCAGCCUGGGGAAAUAUCUGAUGAUGAACAGGAAUUCCAAACCAACGGAGCAAAACACCCACGGGGAAAAAGGAAAUCGAUUGAUAAUAGUGCAGAGAGACAUAAAAUGUAUGAAAAAACUAUGAAUCAGUGUAAUACAUUUAAUACGAAAGUCCACAAUUUAGUGGAUGUUCGGAAGAAAUCAGUGAGAACAAGAAGACCAAAUGCAACAGCGACUAUUCAAUCUCAUAUAGUUCCUGAGUUCAAUCCUGCAGUUCCACCACCAGGCUACGCACUACAUUCCAGUUUUGGAUUCAAUGGGCAACCGCAACUCGAAGUUCCUGUAAGAUUUCACACAGGAGCAAGUCAGAAUUUUCAAGCAAAUUAUGCGCCAGUAUUCAGCGGGUCACCACAAUUUGGUAGCUUUGAUCCCAACACACCAUCUCCCUAUUUGGGGGGCCUACCAUUAACAUGGCCGAAUUGUCAGAACAGCUCAGGUAUUCAAUUCAACCAAGGUCCAGAGAACCUUCAAAGCCAAUAUAACUACUUUACCAACAACAGCCGAAACUCAAAUGGUACAGACCCUGGUCCUUCCUCUCAGUUCUAAAAUUUAGCAUUAUUUCAGUCAACUUCUUUCUUUCAUUUUGCUAUCGCAAUCGCAUCGGUUCCUGUAGAUUCUACAGUUGCUUUAGGAAGAAUGCGGCUCUCAGACGAUGAAACCACAUAAAGGUAGUCAAGUUGUUUUUUAAAUCAUUAUGACAAAUAUGUUUCUCAGAAGAGCUUUAAUUUUUUUCAACCAAAAUUGAGUGAUACAUUACGCUACGUAACCAGAGAAAAACAUGUUUCUCGUCUGUUUAUUUUACCACAUGUACUUUGUGCAUUCUUCUUCCUACAGUCGUUCUAUUCAAGAUCCAUUGAUUCAUUUAGGUAUUAUAUUCCUAAUAAUUGCAUCAAUUGAAUGUGGGAAAUUUGAAGUAUAGUUCCUCAUUCGAUUAUUAUACCUCAAUAAAUACAGUUCUACCCACAUUUGUCUGCAUUGAUAAUAGGGCUUCUGUUUAACACUUUCUUCUCCAAUCGUGGUUCCGUUUCUAACAACUAAGUCUGCUUUUACAGAUACACAUUUGCAAUAAUGUAAUAAAAAUAUAGUAAUAAAUGAAAAUAAGGCAAACCUAUCUGCCUUUUAAUGUUUCAAUUUUUAGCGAUUAUCUGCAGUACGGGAUAUGAAUCCACAUGGACAGAAAUUAACGAAUUAAACAGUGUGCUUUUUAUAUUAAAAUUUAGAAAAUAUAUAUUUCACAAAUAUGUAUAUCGAAGUAAUCUUUGUUUUAUGAAAAAGCUUGUGUAGAUUUACAAACAACUAUUCGACUGUUUCAAUUAUUUUUUUGUAACAAUUCAACCAUAAUUUAUCCAUAAAACCAUUUUAAAAAUGUCCAAUAGUGUAAAGGCUAAGAGAUCCUGAACGUGUUUGAUAAUAAAAUAGUUGCUAAAACGUAUAAAAACUGCUUGUCGAAAAUCCACCGAUUCUAUUCGUACUACAGUUAAUCCUAUGUAUAAUACAUAAAGCACCAACUCAAAAUUUGUUUAAAGGCUUAUUGACAUUUAAUCAAAAGUCAACAAAUGUCGCUUUAAAUAUUAAUAAAGUUCUGUUGCACACGCUUGUUCAUAACUAAGUUGGCGUUCGAGAUCAAGUUCUUUCCAUUUAAUCUAAAUUUUCCACUUAAAACCCCUUAUGAGAUGUCAGAAAAAAAAUUGUACUUGUUAUAUUAGUUGUGUUAAAUGAUUUCACGAUGCUACUGCUUAUUGUCGUUAACUUAGUUACUUUGAUAAUUUACAAACUCAGCUAACUGAACAAAAUCAUGGUGUCCCACUAAGACUGUGAAGCAGGAAUGACAUUGCCACUGUAAAUUUAAACGAAACCUUCCAACAUUUAAUUUGGUUAUUCCGUAGAUUAUUGAGUAGGCUUUGGUUGAGUUUGUAAAUUGAGUAUAUAUUACAUAGUUAGGAAUGUCUAGAGGAUGGAUAUUUGGUGAUUAGCAGUUGACUCGGGAUCGUCUGAAGAUUUAUAGACUUCAGAGUUUGUUUUGUUAUAUGGUUAUAUUCCAGGAUAUAAAAAUCUUGAAAGCAAA